Molecule: messenger RNA, 1938 nt
Organism: Crotalus tigris (Tiger rattlesnake)
Lineage: Eukaryota; Metazoa; Chordata; Lepidosauria; Squamata; Viperidae
Gene: TCF19
Product: transcription factor 19
Exons: 3
Coding region: 96-1241 (381 amino acids)
Biological process (GO): regulation of gene expression
Cellular component (GO): nucleus
Molecular function (GO): protein binding
Source: RefSeq, a predicted model, not a curated record
GUCAACUUGCUGGCAUUUGGUGGAGUGACUGAACCUUGCCAGACCUGCUUGUCACCUGACACUAACAUUGUCUUUGGAGUGAGGGAGAUCUAGCCAUGCUUUCUGAAGCUCUGCCCUGCUUCCAGUUACUCCGAAUGGGCCCGGCCUCUUCUGGGGAUUUGCCAAACCGGGAUCUCUACACUUUUCGACCUGCCAAGCCCAGCUGCAUUUAUCGUCUGGGUCGCCGAGCUGAAGUUUGUGAUGUCAUUCUGGUGUCGGAGCAAAAUCCAGCCUUGAUCUCCCGGGUCCAUGCAGAGAUACAUGCAGAACGGGAUGCUGACAGCAUGGCAGGGGAAUGGCGAGUGGGCCUGGUGGACUGUAGCAGUUAUGGUACAUACAUCAAUGCCCUCCGCAUGUCCCACGGCCAGCGGGUGGAUCUGAACGAUGGGGACCUUCUGACUUUCGGCCAUCCCAGCCCGGUGGCCGAGGGUUGCGUCUUGCCGCCGCCGCACGGCGACUCCGAGUUUUAUUUCCUCUUCCAGAAAGUCCGUGUCCGGCCGCAAGACUUUGCAGCUAUCACCGAACCCAAAGCCCCCUGGGCUUCCUCCUCCGGUUUCCGGCCCGUCUUGCCUUCCGACAACCAUCGCAUCCGGCCCCUGUCCCGUCAUUCGCCCACCUCCCUCUCUUGCCGUCCUAAAGCCACCCUCAUCCUCAGCUCCAUCGGCAGCCUUAGCAAGCUGAAGCCCCAGCCCUUUACUUUCUCUUUGAGCCGGAGCCAGUGCAGGGAUCCUCCUGCCCAGCCGAAACCAUCCCGCAAUCGCCGAAAGUCAGUUCACACGGUGCUUCCUGAACUAGAGGAUGAAAUCGCCCGUCUGGAAGAAGAGCAGCCACCCCCAGACAAGGAGCAGCGCUUGGGGACUUACCGGUGUUGCCAGAGUAGCAAUUUGAGGCUCCAGCAAAGAACGCAGGAAGGGAGCAAAACGACCCAGGAAGAUGUCGAACCAAAACUUCAUAUCACACCAAGUGGAAAGCGUCGUGGCCGGCCUCGGAAGAAUCCUUUGGGAAGCGCUGGCCAAGUUUUCUCCCAGUCACUGUCUGCCCUGGAGCCGUGUGCGGCUCCCCGGUGCCGCCUUCCCCAGGAUGAGAUGGUGGAGUGGGUCCAGUGCGAUGGCUGCGACGCCUGGUACCACGUGGCCUGUGUGGGUUGCAGUUACAGCGUGGUGAAAGAGGCGGAUUUUCGGUGUGUUGCCUGCCGUUCAUAAUGCCAGAAAAUUCUCCACAGAAAACGGGUCCCAUCAGUGACCAAGAAGAUUUUUUUUAAAAAAUAAGAUCCCUGAUGGAUGCAUGUAGACUACUGAAAAUUUGCACAGGGUAAGCCUUCCUUCAAAGAUAAGGAAGCAGAGAUUGAAUAGGGUGAGCUGUGGCUAUGUAGAAAGGAAUACCCCCUUCCCUUAGACAGAAUGGGGCGAGCAACGUUGGACACGUCGUCAUCCCCGUUUCUUGGGAAAUCAUUGCCGUGCUGAGAACGUGCCACGCUAGCCUUUGUGGGAAUGUAUCAUGCUGUCAAACUGCUACCUGGUGAUCAUCUGGAGAAGGUCCACAAGAGCCUGGAGAACAAGGCAAUGGACUCUUGGUGCAGAGGCGUCACUCCUGAAGUCGUUUGAUCCUUCCAGCCCUGCAGAAGAUGUUCAGGGAAGAACAAUCCAUACGCCAGUUGACUUGGGUAACAAAUUCAUAAAACAGCCAAACAGGCCAAAGUCAGAUUGGCACCAGCUUUUGGAUCCACACCAAAUGGUCUGAUCGCCAUCAGUGCCUCACAGCAGGGAGAAAACACAGAAAAAGCAAACUUGGGAAGGCCGUUCCAAGAAUUGCACCUCCAGAUUUGAGGCUCUUCAAGUUCACGCAUGGGACAAUUUUCCAAGAAUAGGAGAUGCCUUGAAAGAGGGACACCUGCUGCUC